ACAAUGUAAUUGUCGGCUUUUAUGUUAUCACCUCUGCGGCGUUUGGAUCAACACUAAAAAGUUUCGAAAACGCGUCGAAACACUGCAGAGUUCGAAACAAGCGGAUACUAGACAAAUAUUCGAAAGAGCGAAACUGUAAACCAGUCAAGAGAGCAUUGAGUGAUUCAAUACUCGGAUUUCUGAGGUGGCGUUGGUCAGGGUUUCAUAAAACACAUAACGAACACGCUGAAUAGUGGGACGACGGGCCGAGCACAACUAGGCUUAUCAUCGCGUUUCAGGAUGAGCGAAAUCCUUCCCCAAGUACCCUCCCCGGGUAGUGCUUUGUAUCACCGUAUUCCAAAAUGUGCUCGCUGCCGGAAUCAUGGCGCCCUGUCGUGGCUUAAAGGACACAAACAUUACUGCAGGUGGCGGGACUGUACAUGCUCCAAAUGUCUCCUCAUCGCUGAGCGCCAACGUAUAACUGCUGCUAGAGUGGCUCUUCUACGGCAACAGAGAAAGAACUCGGAGAUGUCUCAAAAACUGGGACAGAAAGAUAGCGACAAAGAUCAAGUGGCAAAGAGUUUUGGCGACGAUGUUUAUCAAAGACCAUCAAUGGUUCUUAACUCGAUACCCGCACUUCAUGGAAGAAAGAGCAGUGACACAGAUUAUGAAGACGAGGGCAUCGAUCAACAGCUUUCCCCAACAGAAUCAGAAGAAAACUUGGAUAUCCAACCUGACGAACCUUCCGAACCUGAAUCAACACUUAUCGACGGAGUCCGAAUAAAAACCGAACCAGAGACAACGACUCCGGAGGAUGAAGAAGAAGGCGGCCUAAGAGUAACACCUUGCGAAAACGGCACUGAACUUCCAUCACCAAAGAGAAAAAUUAAUGGAGAGGUGCAACACGAUGAAAUCGAUGCUUUACGACUCCACUCCAAGAUACCUCGAACAUCUGAAAGCCCCAACGUGGGAAGAAAAAUUCAUCCUGAUCCACUCGGCUUGCUGAUCCGAGCCUUUCCAAGCCAGUGCCGAAGCGUCCUUGAGUUGGUCCUUCAAGGCUGCGGUGGAAACGUUGUUCAAGCCAUUGAGUGCUUGCUUCAGAAUCAGGAAAAGAAACAGCUUCCAUUGCCCAUGCCUGUGCCUGUGAUUGGAAGCGUUGGGGGUCCUCCUGCAACAAUUCAUCCCGCCCUUCACUUUCAAGCCCCCCCACUAUUCCGUAAGCCGGAACCUUUCUCGCAUACUUUCCACAGACCUCCAAUGAGUCCUAGCUGUCCAUUCCCACCGCCACCACCCUUACUGAAGCCAAAGGCACAGGCCAGCGGUUACCCAUUCUCGAUGGAUGCCGUCCUGGGUUCGCCACCGAACAACAUGAACGUUAGUUCGAGCUCUCCAAAGACAGAAGGGAAAUCAGUGGCUGUACACUUUUGCACAAAGUGCGGACGAAAGGCGAGUUGUGAAGACAAUUUUUGUGCCUUCUGUGGGCAAAAGCUUCACAAAUAGCAUAGUUGCAAACCAAUUUCAUAGCCUAGAUGCGUCAACAUCUUUUACGGUGCAAGUUAAGAAUUAGUGAUUGAUAAUAUUAAAAAAGCUUAAAGCUUCAAAAUUGAGUGUUCAAAUACCCAGCGCAUGUUUGUUGGAAAGUUCUUCGACGAGACUCAAAAGAACCUAGGAGACUUUUAGCUUUCAGAGAUGUAAAAAAUGUAAAAAAUUGUGUCAGUGGAAAUGAGAUAAUGCCACUGGAGCUUUUUAGGGUUUAACCACAGGGAAGAUUUUUAUAAUAUAACUGCGCAAUAUUUAACGAAGAGGACAGAAGUUUUUCCGGCAAUCACAAUUAAAUGAAAAGAAAACUUCCUCUGAUGAUAAAGCUAUUUACAAUACAAGUAGUCAUUUUACCAGUAAAAUAUUUGGUAGUUUUCUUUUUUUAUGUGUUCAUCGUUCAAGACGAUGUAAAGUUGCAUGUGUAAAUAAGGAUUAUAUUAUGAUUGAGGUAACAAAAAAAUGGUUUAUCUAUACGAAAAAGAGUCUCGAUACUUUAUUGAAGGCCUUGUACACAAUAAAACGAUGAAAAAUAGUGAUGAUAUUCUAAGCUGAAUUCAAACUGACGUGGGUUAGCACGAAAUACAACCCAAGAAAGCUAAGAAACUUAUCCGGCAACAGUUUGCUUGUUUGAUUGUUUGCUGCUCGGAAAUAAUUUUCUUUGGUAUCAAAAAUUAUCUUUCAUCGUUAGUAUUACUUUAGUGACUAUCAUUAUCAUCAGAAACGUUAUAAUUACUUUGUUUUCAAAAGCUUAUAUUUCUAAUCCCGUUUCAUCAAGGACCAUGAGAUUACUAUGAGUUUUUUCUUUUCUUAACGCUCGGUCGCUUGAUCUGAAAGUUGCAAAAACUUAACAUGAUUUUUGUUUUCAACAUUUCACGUUGUGAUACUUUUCUAUCCUUGUCUGACUUUUCAUGAUGUGUUUUCAUCUAAGAUGUUACUUUGCUAAAAACAGUGUGUAUUUAUUGACAAAAAAAAAGAAAUCUCAAAAGUAAAGGCCUAAGAGUUCAAAUAUCGAGACUUGACAUUUUGUCAGCCUAAAUAUAAGGGUUUUAUUCUAUCAGCUAUAUCAUUCAGAAGAUAUGUGGAAUUCGCGUCCCAUUAUAAAAUAAGCAGCUCAGAAAAAGUGAAUUAAGAGUUUAUUUACUUUUAUAUCUACUAUCACAACUCUGAAUCAAUAGUCUCUUUAAAGGGGUCAAAAACAUUGUCAAUAAUUUCACGGGCGUGUGUUGGGUAAUAAAUAGUAUAUAGCCAAGGAAAAGAUUGAGUAGAGUAAGGUUUUUAAUGGCAAAUAUCUUAUACGAUAAAUAAAAGUAGAGAAUCAUACUAAGAGACGCAUAUGUUCUCUGUGAAUUUUUGUCAAAAUGCAUGAGAAAUUUUUCCUUUUUUUUUUAAACAAGUAGCAUUUCUCCUCACUUUAAGUUAGUCAGUGUAUUAAUAUACAAGUACCUGUACGUGAUUGAAAAUAUAUCAUACAAGAUACAUAUAAUAGCCACUCCUUCAAAUCCAAAUUAAUUGCAUUAGGAAAAUUUGUGAAUUACAUUUUUACAAGAUGGUGAAAUAAAGAA
Molecule: messenger RNA, 3080 nt
Organism: Pocillopora verrucosa
Lineage: Eukaryota; Metazoa; Cnidaria; Anthozoa; Scleractinia; Pocilloporidae
Product: doublesex and mab-3 related transcription factor 3, truncated
Biological process (GO): regulation of transcription by RNA polymerase II; sex differentiation
Cellular component (GO): nucleus
Molecular function (GO): protein binding; DNA-binding transcription factor activity, RNA polymerase II-specific; RNA polymerase II cis-regulatory region sequence-specific DNA binding
Source: RefSeq, a predicted model, not a curated record